GAAAGGGCAGUCCUAUGUUACGUUACUUAGUACCAUUAAAUUUGCGCAUUUAAUUAGGGACCAAAAUAUUUUCGAAUUGCUUCGUGGGGGAGGACCGAGAAACGACUCUAAUUGAAUGAUUCCAGUUCUGUUUCAUUCAUCAUUGCUAUUUAUGAUAGGACUUACAUGAAACAAGUAUUGCGUGUAUAUUACUUUUAUUACGCAUUAGUUAUUGUUUGUUUACGUUGUGUAUCGUCAAAGAAAAUACGGUUGUCAUAAUAAAGAAAUGAUAACUCCUUCUGACUUGAUGAAGCGCGUGGGCGAGAGCGGAAAGCUGGUGCCGUUCUUCAAGGCUGUGGGUGUAUAUUUCACCGUGGGCUGCGGAGCACCGUCGGCGUCCGCGGCGGCGCUGAAAUGCGCGCCCGUGGUGUGUCUGCUGGCGUGCGUGGCGACGACGCGGCGCGGGGCGCACGGGAAACGGGUAGCGGCCGGGCUGGCCCUGUCGGCGGCCGGCGACGCGCUGCUCGUGUGGCCGCAUCUGUUCGUGGCCGGUAUGGCGGCGUUCGCGGCCGCCCACCUCGCCUACAUAUCCGCCUUCGGGAUGCGCCCGCUGCGCGCCCGCGGCGCUCUGUUGGCCUACGCCGCCACGGCGAUAUACCUGCGUGCGCUGGCACCGCCGCCGCCUCUGCGCACUCUCGUCCCGGCCUACGCGGCGCUCCUGGCCACGAUGGCGUGGCGCGGCGCGGCCAAUCCGGGCCCGCAGCGCUACGGUGCAUUGCUGUUUCUCCUGUCCGACGCCAUCCUCGGAUACGGUCUGUUCGGCGGGUCGGUGCCCUACGAGAAGGUCCGUCAAUUCCGUACCUCUGCGUCGACGCUUCGCAGUCCUGUUGCUGACGAGAGCCCUUCCGCAGGUGCUGGUGAUGACGAGCUACUACUCGGGGCAACUGGGCAUCGCGUUGAGCGCUCUGCGGCGGCCUCCCGGCGCACGGCACUAGCGAUGAAAUUGCGGGCCCUUAUGCCUGCGAUGUUAUGGAGGAGACGCAAGCGUGUAGGACUGUAGGUUCCUUUUAUUUAGGUAGAUAGUUAAACGGAGCCAAAGAUAAAGUCUUCUGUUAAUUGAUAUAUUGUUACUUUUAGACCGAUCGAGGUGUUCGGUACCGGUAGUCGGUUAGUGAAUAAGACUGAAAGCGAUAGUCUAUCUAUCGUACAAUAUAUACACAGUAUUAUAUUUUGUAUAUAUCGUCACACAAAUUGUGUUUACAUUCCAUUUUAGAAAUGAUUUGGACUAAAAUCUAUUUUGUCAAUGUACUUACAUAAUGUUAUAUACUCGGAAAGGACAUAAAAAUAGAAUCAGGAAAGCGCAAAUCGUGCGCAGUAAAACAUAUCUAUUGUGACAAAGGAUAUUUUACAAGUGUAGUAGUGUCUUUGACGUGAUCUAGAGGUUGAAUUAUUUAGUACCUAAGUGUUGCAAUCUUCCAUAUUUUUUAUUAGGUUUAUUAAUAAACCGUAUCCACGAA
Molecule: messenger RNA, 1496 nt
Organism: Pieris brassicae (large cabbage white)
Lineage: Eukaryota; Metazoa; Arthropoda; Insecta; Lepidoptera; Pieridae
Product: lysoplasmalogenase
Exons: 2
Coding region: 266-1039 (257 amino acids)
Cellular component (GO): membrane
Source: RefSeq, a predicted model, not a curated record